AAAUGCCGCCACUGAUGAAGUUGAUAUUAGUCAUUGUUAGUUUUCUGCAAGGUGUGGGAAGCUGCCCUGAUGUUUGCAAAUGCUCAAAAAAGUCUGAGCCAGAAAAGACAGAGGUCAACUGUCAUAAGAAGGGGCUUCGUGCCCUUCCCAAUAAUCUACCUCCUGACACUUGGAUACUAAAAUUAGGUGAGAAUGGCAUCCCGGAGCUAAAGGCCAAUUCAUUCAGAUCAGUUCGGAACAUUGAGAGCAUUAACCUGGAACAGAAUGCAAUCAAGUCCAUCCAUCCCAAAGCCUUUUCUGGAGCAAAGCAACUUAUGCUGCUCAAUCUUCAAGGCAACUACAUCACAAUCCUCCCUCCUCGGGGAUUUCAGGACCUCCUGAACCUUCGUUUUCUCAUGCUGGGCCAGAAUCAGAUUGGCGUUCUCAAGCCUGAGAUGUUCGCUGGCAUGAGGAACCUCUCGGAACUUGACCUACCUCUUAAUGCGCUGACAAUACUUCCAUCGAAUGUCUUCAAACCUUUGAUAGCUCUAAAGGUUUUGGAUCUUUCUCUGAAUCGUAUCCAAAGGAUCUCUCCCAAGGCUUUUACUGGACUCAGACAACUCCUGUUCCUCAACUUGGACAAUAACAGUUUGAAAACAGUCCCGUCUGGAGCAUUCCGGCCACUGCAGUCACUGGAGAUGCUGGUCCUGGACAACAACCUCCUGACCACAUUGAGUCAGUCAGCUUUGGAUGGUCUUAGCAACCUGCAGGAACUCUACCUGAGGAACAACCAGCUGGAGCAGCUGCCAUCUGAUGUCUUCAGCAACAUGCCCAGGCUUUCCCAGCUUGGGCUCAGUGGUAAUCGCCUGAAGACAGUGGAUGGGAACAUGUUCAGCCAUAUGCCCGAGCUGAAGAAGCUGUAUCUGCACGAUAACCCAUGGCACUGCAACUGUAACUUGAUCUCCUUGGUGAGAUGGAUUGGACAGACCAAGGCCACCAUGUCACCCCGGAGCACCCUGAAAUGUCUCAGCCCACCAGAGUUGAAGAACAAGAGCCUAGGCAGCCUGCAACCAGGAAAGCUGCAGUGUAGCACCUAAAGGGAAGAAACAGACCUCAGUGGCUGCUUUGACAUGAGGAAAUAUAGAUAUUCAUAUUUUAAUCCAAACUGAAUUACUUCUUAUUUUAGUCCUAAAUAGAGCUACAGUAAGUGAAAUGUAUUUACUAAAGUCCUAUGUAUUUUUUUAUGCUUAUUAUAUACAUGAUUGGUAGUUUUAUAUGUCAUUUAGUAUGUGUUAAGGGUUCUUAAUUGGGAACACCAUUUUUUUUAGAUUGGCCCCUUGAUGUCUGGGGGACAGUGAUUGGCCUACAUGUUCUGAAUGCUGGCGUACCAAAAAGAAUAAAUUAUGAACAGUUUAGUUUUUUCCUUCAACUCGUUGCCCAUAGGAAGACG
This is a messenger RNA of Cyprinodon variegatus (sheepshead minnow), 1429 nucleotides long. Its product is annotated as leucine-rich repeat-containing protein 15-like. Gene Ontology annotation, molecular function: protein binding. Gene Ontology annotation, cellular component: plasma membrane. The record is from RefSeq and is a predicted model, not a curated record. The transcript is spliced from 6 exons. NCBI's taxonomy places the organism in Eukaryota, Metazoa, Chordata, Actinopteri, Cyprinodontiformes, Cyprinodontidae. The coding region runs from base 3 to 1076 and encodes 357 amino acids.